This is a messenger RNA of Cantharellus anzutake, 621 nucleotides long. RefSeq lists its product as uncharacterized. The record is from RefSeq and is a predicted model, not a curated record. The coding region runs from base 179 to 400 and encodes 73 amino acids. Lineage: Eukaryota; Fungi; Basidiomycota; Agaricomycetes; Cantharellales; Hydnaceae. Gene Ontology annotation, cellular component: NatC complex. The transcript is spliced from 3 exons.
GGAUCCGGUGCAAGUCGAUAGGCAAGAACUUUGUCGCGUCGCGCUACUUUGCUUCCGCUUGCGCGUCGAUCAUUCACUUGUUGCGGCCACCGAUGAGCUCAUCCCAGACUGAGUCCAUGUGAUCGGCAGCUCGUAAUUGGGACUUUUUGUAUCUAACAUUCCGUUCAGGGCACUGGCCAUGCUCCGAAGCACGCUUGGCCAGUUUUACCGCGUCACCAUCCAGGAUGGCCGUAUCUUCAUUGGUGCCUUCGUCUGCGUUGAUAAAGAGAAGAAUAUGGUUCUAACUAAUACUGAGGAAUUCUGCCCUGAUGCAACCGACAUGACAAGAGGGCGGUAUGUUGGACUUGUAAUGAUCCCUUGGCGCUGGGUUGUAAAGGCAGAGGUCGAACAUAAAUCUUGAACAUGUAAGCGCUUCCUACCAGCGCCGGUACCAACAAGGCUCAGUAACUUCGCUUGUCCGCCCCGUGACAGGAUGGCCCUCAGUAAGAUUGUCUAUUCGAAAUCUUCCGCAUUGUUUGAUCGGGUUUGAUAUCGGAAGAGAUCAUCGGUGCAUUAUCAUUGGAAAUACAGCUCUGAGGUUAUGAAAAAUGUGGACGGAUAGAAAGCGUGUAUACGUCACCG